Gasterosteus aculeatus aculeatus (three-spined stickleback) is the source of this 1376-nucleotide messenger RNA. RefSeq names its product growth arrest and DNA-damage-inducible, alpha, a (gene gadd45aa). NCBI's taxonomy places the organism in Eukaryota, Metazoa, Chordata, Actinopteri, Perciformes, Gasterosteidae. Gene Ontology annotation, cellular component: nucleus; cytoplasm. Gene Ontology annotation, biological process: regulation of cell cycle. The record is from RefSeq and is a predicted model, not a curated record.
AGCUGCCAGAUUCAUCUCUCAGUUGCAGCGCAGUGGACUACGGAUGAAAGUGCGUGUGUGUGAGUUCUAUCGGGAAGAGACCAGAAUAACUCGCCAGUGCAAACUACUCGGCUGUGAAGUGCAAUUUGGAUUUGAUGUACAACAUGACAUUUGAAGAACUAAGUGGGGACUUUUCUCAAGAAAGAAUGGAUUCAGUGGCGAAAGCUUUGGAAGAAGUCCUCACCUCCGCGUUGCCGCAAGGCAGCAUCACCAUCGGAGUGUACGAGGCUGCCAAAUCCCUCAACGUGGACCCCGACAAUGUGGUUUUGUGCAUCUUGGCCACCGAUGACGAAGAUGUGAAAGAUGUGGCCCUGCAGAUCCACUUCACCCUCAUUCAAGCUUUCUGCUGCGAGAACGACAUCAACAUCCUGAGAGUGAACAACACGCAGCGCCUGGCAGAGAUCCUGGGGGGGGCAGCAGGAGGAAAGCAGAGCGGGGGGGAACCCAUGGACCUGCACUGCGUCCUGGUCACUAGCCCACAUUCCACGUCAUGGAAGGACCCAGCUUUGAGCAAAGUGAACCGGUUCUGCAGAGAAAGCCGGUGUAUGGACCAGUGGGUACCCAUCAUCAACCUGCCCGAGCGAUGAACUUUAAUCUGCAAAAAACCUGUGAAAGGACUUGUAUCUGCAAAGUUAGAGUGGUGUGAACCCCGGUGGACACUUGACCACCCAGAGAUCAAAAUUCCAAAGCACUGCUUAUGGGGAAAGAAAUAUUUGGAGGUAAAGGAAGACCCCGCUGUCUACCUGGGAUCUAUUUAAAGAAGGGGAAACGAGAGGCAUGGGAUGGAUUUCCACUUGGGACGGGACUGUCUGUUGCAUCUGUCAGCCAAGAGGAGAUGGCGAGGCUCUCCACCUCGUCAUGGGGUGGAAAUUAAAAAAAAAAAAAAAAAAAAAGAAGCACGUGAUGCCGGACACUCUACAGAAGGAUUAUAUCAUGUAUGUUUGGUAAAGCCUCUGUGAGGAGUCAGAUAAGUGGGGAGAAACCAGAAAUUGGAACUGUUGAGUGGACCAAAGCCUCGGCCUCUCUGUGCAGAAACAAGGCACUUGUUGAGACACUGGACCUUUUGCAAUUUUACCUAUUUGAUUAAAGUUCUUAAUGUUGACGUUGCUAUUGUCAAAAUUUCAAAAGGGAAGGGUUAUAUCCAGUGAAGACAUUCUGUGUAUUUAGUGUUCUCUAUGCCAGCUGUUUUUUCUUGCCACAAGUAAGAUAAUACAUUUGUUACCAUUUAAGUUAUUCCUAAUGAUAUUUAAGUGUAUUUAUGUAUUUUUUUUUUUACCUUAAAUAUUUGCAAAAUCCGAAUACAUCUGUAUUGCUGUCAAUAAAAAGUUUUUUUUUUU